ACGGACGACAGCGGGCGGGCGGCCGGCAGCAUGGAGCGCCGGCCCGGGGCCGGGGGGCGCGGGCCGCGGCGCACUUCCCACUGCACAGUAUGGAGGCCUGUAGCUGCAAGGUUCCCCAGGGCUCGGCUCGGACCGCGAUGGGGCUGGGCCGCAGCCUCCUAACAGCCUGUCGUCUGGGGCGGUGUGGCCCUGGGGGACGCCCUCCCCGCCGCCCGCGUCUCGGAGCUCCCCCGCCCCUUCCCCGCCCGGCGUGGCCCGGCCCGGUGCCUGGCGCCCGCCAUGAACGGCCUGUCCGUGAGCGAGCUGUGCUGCCUCUUCUGCUGUCCGCCAUGCCCCGGCCGCAUCGCUGCCAAGCUCGCCUUCCUGCCCCCGGAGGCCACCUAUUCCCUGGUGCCCGAGCCCGAGCCCGGCCCCGGAACAGCCGGGGCCUCCUCCCUGGGGACCCUGCGGUCCUCCUCGGCCGGCGGCACGCCCAAGCGCUGGAAGCUGCACCUGACGGAGCGCGCCGACUUCCAGUAUGGCCAGCGUGAGCUUGACACCAUUGAGGUCUUCCUGACCAAGAGUGUGCGUGGCAACCGGGUUGCUUGCAUGUACGUGCGCUGCGUGCCAGCUGCCAGGUAUACGGUCCUCUUCUCGCACGGCAACGCAGUGGACCUGGGCCAGAUGAGCAGCUUCUACCUGGGCCUGGGCACUCGCAUCGGCUGCAACAUCUUCUCCUACGACUACUCUGGCUACGGCGCCAGCUCGGGCAAGCCCUCCGAGAAGAACCUAUACGCCGAUGUGGACGCUGCCUGGCAGGCCCUGCGAGCCAGGUACGGCAUCAGCCCGGACAGCAUCAUCCUGUACGGCCAGAGCAUCGGCACGGUGCCCACGGUGGACCUGGCCUCGCGCUAUGAGUGCGCCGCCGUGGUGCUGCACUCGCCGCUCACGUCCGGCAUGCGCGUGGCCUUCCCGGACACCAAGAAGACCUACUGCUUCGACGCCUUCCCCAACAUCGAGAAGGUGUCCAAGAUCACGUCCCCCGUGCUCAUCAUCCACGGCACGGAGGACGAGGUGAUCGACUUCUCGCACGGGCUGGCGCUGUACGAGCGCUGCCCCAAGGCCGUGGAGCCGCUGUGGGUGGAGGGCGCCGGGCACAACGACAUCGAGCUGUACAGCCAGUACCUGGAGCGCCUGCGCCACUUCAUCUCCCAGGAGCUGGCCAGCCAGCGCUCCUGAGGCGGCCGCGCCGGGACCUCAGCAAUAACCGGGCCGCCGGCCCGCAGGGCGCCCCCCGGGCCCGGGGCUGCAUGUGGGACCCCGGGCCGGCCGCCCUCGGCUGCUGCGGGCACAGGGCGGGCGGCGGAUCGCGCCCCGGCCCCCGGGGGCCAUGGACAAGGCGGGGCGGCGGAGCUGCUGCUGCUGCUGCUGCUGUUGCGCACGUUCUUUCUCCUUUUCGGAAGCAACAGAAGGAAUACGUGAAGAGGAAUUAAAAGAUUUAAAAUUUUA
Messenger RNA from Ochotona curzoniae (black-lipped pika), 1488 nucleotides. It is a transcript of the gene ABHD17A, whose product is annotated as abhydrolase domain containing 17A, depalmitoylase. Gene Ontology annotation, molecular function: palmitoyl-(protein) hydrolase activity. Gene Ontology annotation, cellular component: endosome membrane; plasma membrane. The record is from RefSeq and is a predicted model, not a curated record. NCBI's taxonomy places the organism in Eukaryota, Metazoa, Chordata, Mammalia, Lagomorpha, Ochotonidae. The transcript has 5 exons. Gene Ontology annotation, biological process: protein depalmitoylation. Bases 280 to 1218 code for a protein of 312 amino acids.